AAGAGAGCACAGCGCGUGACGCCCCUCUGAAAUGUCUCAGUAAACUUGGAAAAGGGCUUUUCUCAUUACCUCGAGGGAUUGAGAUGGCCAUGCCGACGGACUGUAUAUAUAAAGGAGAACAGCAGGAACAUGCCUAUGCUCAGCCGUGGACGGAAAGCGAGCGGACCUGUGACGUUUCAGUGCAACCUCAGUGCAAAGGCGCUCUUCUUUUUAAGGACUGCUGUCUCCUCAAGUGGAUUGCUGUACUUGAAAAUAUUGUUGUAUUUUCGAAAUUAAAAGCAUUAAGAAACCGUAUACUAUCCAUUUUGCAAUUAUACAGGUGUGUUUCUGCACAUUCUGUGUCGGUUAGUAGGCUGUAGCCUAUAAAACACCUGUCUUGGACUUUCAAGAAGCUCCCAAGUGAUGAUUUUCUGAACUUUUCUUGAUCGUUUUUUCCAUGUCAGCCCUAAACUCUGUCAUGGAAUCGUUUGUGUCUUUAGUCACCGAGUCCACCGACAUCACCCCACCGGACGAUCCGUUCACGGGUCCCCUCAAGUCUAUUGCGCCCUGGAAUUACACGUUCCUCGCCUGUCUGAUGUUCAUAGUGACUUCACUGUCUAUAACAGAGAACUUCACCGUUAUGUUCGUGACGUUUAGAUACAAACAGUUAAGGAAACCGUUGAAUUACAUCAUUGUUAAUUUAUCUGUUGCCGAUUUUCUAGUUUCACUGACAGGAGGCACUAUAAGUUUUUUAACUAACGCACGAGGCUACUUCUUCCUGGGUGUCUGGGCGUGUGUGCUGGAGGGAUUCGCUGUCACUUUUUUCGGGAUUGUGGCUUUGUGGUCUUUAGCAAUCUUGGCAUUCGAGCGUUUUUUUGUGAUCUGUCGUCCUCUGAAAAAUGUCCGUCUGGGAGGCAAGCAUGCAGCUAUGGGUCUUGUUUUUGUUUGGACCUUCUCUUUCAUCUGGACAAUCCCGCCGGUUCUGGGUUGGAGCAGUUAUACAGUCAGCAAAAUUGGCACUACCUGUGAACCCAACUGGUACUCAACUGAUUACUAUGACCACACCUACAUCAUCACCUUUUUCACUACAUGUUUUAUCCUUCCUCUUGGCGUGAUCAUUGUCUCCUAUGGUAAACUUAUGCAGAAGCUCAGAAAGGUAUCAAACACUCAUGGAAGGCUGGGUAAUGCGCGUAAGCCUGACCGAGAGGUGGCGAGGAUGGUCAUUGUAAUGAUAGUUGCGUUCAUGGUUGGAUGGACGCCUUAUGCAGCAUUUUCAAUUAUUGUCACAGCCUGUCCCACAAUUUAUAUUGAUCCUCGCCUGGGCUCAAUACCGGCCUUCUUCUCAAAGACUGCAGCUGUAUACAAUCCCAUCAUCUAUGUCUUCAUGAAUAAGCAGUUCAGGAAGUGUCUGAUCCAGAUGUUUAGAGGAAAUGUCACCAGUCUGGAUUCCACCAAUCUGAACCAGACAUCAGACAGAGGGCCCAUCACUGCCACAGGUGACAGUCACCUUGGAGAAAUGUCCACCAUUGCGGUUCGUGUGCCUAUGUCCAUGUGCAACAUGGAGAAGUGUAAGGAUGAAGAGGAAGAGCCGGAGCAGAGUGGGAAUGGAGGUUCAAACCAGCUCCCUUUAUCGGAUAGUCAAGUAUGUCCUUUGUAGAAAAGGACUAGUCUGACGGAAUAAAUGUAUACCCUUAUUAAUGUAUAGUAGUCUAACCUGUUGUCUAACUAAAGCAUAAAU
Messenger RNA from Rhinichthys klamathensis goyatoka, 1717 nucleotides. RefSeq names its product vertebrate ancient long opsin b (gene valopb). Gene Ontology annotation, biological process: G protein-coupled receptor signaling pathway; visual perception. The transcript is spliced from 5 exons. Gene Ontology annotation, cellular component: photoreceptor outer segment; membrane. Lineage: Eukaryota; Metazoa; Chordata; Actinopteri; Cypriniformes; Leuciscidae. The record is from RefSeq and is a predicted model, not a curated record. The coding region runs from base 437 to 1636 and encodes 399 amino acids. Gene Ontology annotation, molecular function: G protein-coupled receptor activity.